AUGCCCGGCUGGCCCUGGGGGCUGCUGCUGACCGCGGGCACGCUUUCCACCGCGCUGAGCCUGGGGCCGCCAGCGCCUGCCGACCCCUGCCAUGACGACGGCGGUGCGCCCCGCGGCUGCGUGCCCGGCCUGGUGAACGCCGCCUUGGGCCGCGAGGUUCUGGCGUCCAGCACGUGCGGGCGGCCGGCCACGCGGGCCUGUGAUGCCUCGGACCCGAGGCGGGCACACCCUGCCGCCCUCCUGACCUCGGCGGGGAGCACCACAAGCCCUGUGUGCUGGCGUUCGGAUUCACUCACCCAGGUGCCCCACAAUGUGACUCUCACAGUGCCUCUGGGCAAGGCUUUUGAGCUGGUGUUCGUGAGCUUGCGCUUCUGCUCUGCGCCCCCGGCCUCGGUGGCCCUGCUCAAGUCACAGGACCAUGGCCGUAGCUGGGCCCCACUGGGCUUCUUCUCCUCCCACUGUGGCCUGGACUACGGCCGCCUACCUGCCUCUGCGGACAGCCCACCUGGCCCAGGGCCUGAAGCUCUGUGCUUCCCUGAGCCCCAGGUCCAGCCUGAUGGAGGUGGCCUUCUGGCUUUCAGCGUGCAGGACGGAAGCCCACCAGGCCUGGAUCUGGACAGCAGCCCAGUUCUCCAAGACUGGGUGACUGCCACAGACAUUCAACUAGUGCUCACAAGGCCUGCCGUGCUGGGGGACACCAGGGACUCCGUGGCCAUGGUCCCUUACUCGUACUCAGCUACUGAGCUCCAGGUGGGCGGGCGCUGCAAGUGCAAUGGGCACGCCUCAAGGUGCCUGCUGGACACCCAGGGCCACCUGAUCUGCGACUGUCAGCAUGGCACCGAGGGCCCCGACUGCGGCCGCUGCAAGCCCUUCUACUGCGACAGGCCAUGGCAGCGGGCCACGGCCCGGGAAGCCCACGCCUGCCUUGCUUGCUCCUGCAACGGCCAUGCCCGCCGCUGCCGCUUCAACAUGGAGCUGUACCGACUGUCCGGCCGUCGCAGCGGCGGCGUCUGUCUCAACUGCCGGCACAAUACCGCAGGCCGUCACUGCCACUACUGCCGGGAGGGCUUCUAUCGCGACCCUGGGCGUGCCCUGAGUGACCGCCGCGCUUGCAGGGCAUGUGACUGUCACCCUGUUGGUGCCGCUGGCAAAACCUGCAACCAGACCACAGGCCAGUGUCCCUGCAAGGACGGCGUCACCGGCCUCACCUGUAAUCGCUGCGCCCCUGGCUUCCAGCAGAGCCGCUCUCCAGUGGCCCCCUGUGUUAAGACUCCUGCCCCUGGACCCACUGAGGAGAGCAGCCCUGUGGAGCCCCAGGACUGCGACUUGCACUGCAAACCAGCCCGGGGCAGUUACCGCAUCAGCUUGAAGAAGUUCUGCAGGAAGGACUACGCGGUGCAGGUGGCGGUGGGCGCGCAGGGCGAGGCGCACGGCUCGUGGACGCGCUUCCCGGUGGCUGUGCUUGCAGUGUUCCGGAGCGGCGAGGAGCGCGCGAGGCGGGGGAGCAGCGCGCUGUGGGUGCCCGCGCGGGACGCGGCCUGCGGCUGCCCGCGCCUCCUGCCGGGGCGCCGCUACCUGCUGCUCGGCGGCGGGCCAGGGACCGCGGUCGGGGGCCGAGGGCCCGGGCUCAGCGCGACCCGCGGGAGCCUCGUGCUGCCUUGGCGCGAUGCGUGGACGCGGCGCCUGCGGAGGCUUCAGCGGCGUGAGAAGCGGGGUCGCUGCGGGACGGCCUGAGCCCAAAGCGCGGGCGGGGCGUUGCCUCCACUUCGAGGCGCACGUUCAUCCAGUGCAUCCGCCCGCAGAGGAGUCUUUGCUGGCGUCGCGCGCGUCGCCAUCUAGGCCCUCCCCCGACCGUGCCCAGCGACUCCCUCGAUGCCACGCGCCCAUGCCUGCGAGGGCUGUGACGGACGCAGCGACACCCCGCCCCGACAGAGAGGGAUGUGAUGGCCCCAAAGAGCUGCUUCGAGGCUCCCUUGGGCAGCUGCCAUCCCAUCCUCGCAUUAUCUUCCCCCUCCAAGGGACACUGCGAUCAUCCCAGAAGGCUGGGAGCGCCCUGGGGGGCCGAACUACACUUCGAGGCUCUGCGAACACCCUAAGGGCCGCUGAGACUCUCCCACCUGCGAUGCAGUGACCCCUCAGAGCGCAUUUUCAGCUUUCUAAAAAGGCACCGUGACCCUCUCCCAACAGAUACGAACCCCCUUGUGAUGCCAGGACCCACUUAAGGUCUGAAAACUCCCCAAGGGCUGCGGGGGCUUCAACCUUCACGGACUCUGAUCUCCACAGACGCCCGUGGACCCCCGUGGGGCUCGGGGGCACUGGCUCCCCCGCCCCCUGCCGGGACCCGCAGAGGGCGCUGUGACUCCUCCCCCAGCGAGGACGACCGCCUCCGGUCCCCGUCUGCCCGCCUGUCACCUCCGCCUGCCCUGCCUCUGCCGCUUGGGCGUCCGGGUCCCUGUCCCCGCUGCGUCUCUGCCCGAGUUCGGCCCCUUUCUUGGCCUGCUGUGUCCCUAUCCUGUCUCCGUCCGGCUGUCUCUCUCGGCCUCGGCCUCAGGGCUCCUCAGGUCAGGUCCCGCCCGUAGGACCCCCUGCGCACCCUCUCCGCCUGCUCGGGACCGGACGUCGUGUCCACGCAGACGAGCGUUCCCCGGUCUACGCGUGACCCGGCGGGGCGGCGACUCUGGCUGGCAGCCCUCUCGG
Molecule: messenger RNA, 2697 nt
Organism: Lontra canadensis (Northern American river otter)
Lineage: Eukaryota; Metazoa; Chordata; Mammalia; Carnivora; Mustelidae
Gene: NTN3
Product: netrin 3
Exons: 6
Coding region: 1-1734 (577 amino acids)
Molecular function (GO): protein binding
Source: RefSeq, a predicted model, not a curated record